CUACGCUCAACCCGCCAAGAGACAUCACAUUCCUUCCUUACUCUCAUUAAUCUAAACUUUUCCUUCGGUUAAUUUAUCUCUUCUUCUUCCUUACCACUAUCGUUGUUAUCGCUAUCGUUUAUUCUAUCGCUACCGUUCUUCUCCAAAAUCCUCUGUCGUUUAGCUUCUUCCAUUUCUUUACCGAUUACUUUUGUUUUACCUUUUCUUUUCUGUGCUACCAAUAAGUUUAAUUUAAAUUAAAUUCAGUGUUUGUGAGCCCGAGUCACCGGCUAAGUUGGCGUCACGGAUUUCCGUAAUUCGGCAAAUCACCGUUCCCUGAGCAGCGAUGACAUCCGAAUACAGCGAGCUGAGCACCUGCAAUGCGAGUCUCUCAGGGCCAUACCUUCAAGACCUUUGCAGUGGCUCGGCGUUCAUCCUUUUUAUGACCAUCCUGGAAACUUACAUUCAAGCGAGUGAACUGAUUUCCGGAAAAUGCGAGCGUAUGAUACCGGUCGAGAAUACGGAAACUGUUUACGAUUACGUUAUCGUCGGAGGCGGCGGUGCCGGUGCUGUGGUAGCUGCAAGACUGAGUGAGAUUUCCAACUGGACGGUUUUACUCCUUGAAGCCGGUGAAGACGAGUCGGCAGCCAUGCAGAUCCCAAGUUUCGAUGAACCCUUACUAGGAUCAGAGAUCGACUGGAACUAUCAUACGACGAAUGAAAGUCACGCCUGCUUGUCAACGAACGGUUCGUGUAUUUGGUACUCGGCGAAGUGUCUGGGGGGAAACACAGCGCACAAUGGAAUGAUAUACCUGCGAGGGUACAAGCAGGACUAUGACGAAUGGGCCUCGAUGGGCAACGAAGGGUGGUCAUGGGAGGAGGUGAUGCCGUUUUUCCUCAAGUCGGAAGACAACGGUGAAAUCGAGCGAGUUGGAAGCGAGUAUCACUCGACGGGUGGGCCACUAUCCGUCGAAAGAUUUCCCUAUAUUCCUUCUUUCUCACAGUCCAUAAUCGCUGCCGGUAUCGAAGCCGGUUACGGUUACAGCGACGAUCUGAACGGUGACGUGGUCAAAGGCGUCUCAAUAAUUCAAGCGACGAACAAACACGGAGUCAGGCGCAGUAGCUCCAGAGCUUUUCUAUGGCCAGCGAGAAAUCGUUCGAAUCUUCACGUGUCCCUGAACUCCCUGGUGACCAAGAUCGUAAUCGAGGAUGGCCAAGCGGUCGGCGUCGAGUAUGACAAGAACGGAACGUCAAAUAGCGUGAAUGUGUCCAAAGAGGUGAUCGUCUGCGCAGGCUCAAUAAGGUCACCUCAUCUUCUGAUGCUCUCCGGGAUUGGACCAAAGGCUCAUCUGGAUUCCUUCGGUAUCGAAGUAGUCCACGACCUUCCUGGGGUCGGUGAAAAUCUCCACGAUCAAGUUUCUCACGCGGUCAACUUCACCAUUAAUGAGCCCGACAUCUUCGACAACGACUGGGUCGCUGCGUCUGAGUACCUCGCCUCCCAGUCGGGGCCACUCUCUUCGAUCGGAUUAUCCCAGGUAGUUAUGGCACUGCCGAGCAGCUUGACUACCUCAGACUAUCCGGACAUUCAGCUCUUCUUCGAGGCCUACGUAGCCAGCUGCGCGCCGGGUGAAAAGGGUGCUCUAAAGAGCUCAGGAAAACGCUCAGUGGGCGUUGGGGUUGGGUUCAUGCGUCCGAAGAGCAGAGGAAGAAUCAGCCUAGCUUCAAAAGACCCUUUUGUGAAUCCUGUGAUCUGGUCUAAUUACCUUGAUGACUCUCGCGACGUCACCGCACUAGUUGAAGCCAUUCAAUUGACCCUUGCACUGGCCAACACAUCUGCCUUAAAAGCCCAUAACUUCACCUUGAGUAAUCCACCGCUGGAAGCUUGCUCCAACUACACUUUCCGAAGCGACGAAUAUUGGGCCUGUGCUGUGCAGCAGGACACUUUGCCCGAGUGGCACAACGUCGGGUCUUGCAAAAUGGGACCAGCCUCCGAUUCCAUGGCUGUCGUCGAUCACCAACUACGCGUUCACGGUGUAAAAGGACUCAGAGUUGCAGAUGCUUCCAUAAUGCCUAAGGUAACCUCGGCGAAUACGGGAGCGCCAACAAUAAUGAUUGCGGAACGAGCCGCCGACUUCAUAAAAAAUUAUUGGGGCCGUUGAUGCCUUGAUAAGAUUCUGUGACAUUUUACGUAUCACUCAAUGAGCAUUUCAAUCGGAUAUGUCAAUAUUCACAGUACAAUAACCAAAUCAAUAAACUGCGUUCCACGUU
Neodiprion virginianus is the source of this 2246-nucleotide messenger RNA. Its product is annotated as glucose dehydrogenase [FAD, quinone]-like. The record is from RefSeq and is a predicted model, not a curated record. Bases 326 to 2137 code for a protein of 603 amino acids. NCBI's taxonomy places the organism in Eukaryota, Metazoa, Arthropoda, Insecta, Hymenoptera, Diprionidae. The transcript has 7 exons. Gene Ontology annotation, molecular function: oxidoreductase activity, acting on CH-OH group of donors; flavin adenine dinucleotide binding.